This is a messenger RNA of Fusarium verticillioides 7600, 3291 nucleotides long. RefSeq lists its product as hypothetical. The record is from RefSeq and is a predicted model, not a curated record. The transcript is spliced from 3 exons. Gene Ontology annotation, molecular function: structural constituent of nuclear pore; protein binding. Gene Ontology annotation, biological process: protein import into nucleus; poly(A)+ mRNA export from nucleus; transcription-dependent tethering of RNA polymerase II gene DNA at nuclear periphery. Bases 1 to 3291 code for a protein of 1096 amino acids. Lineage: Eukaryota; Fungi; Ascomycota; Sordariomycetes; Hypocreales; Nectriaceae. Gene Ontology annotation, cellular component: nuclear pore outer ring.
AUGUUUUCUCCAUCUGUCGCUCAGGGUGGCCCUGCGACGGCAACUCGUUCACGCCGCCGCCAACGUCCCUUGAGCUCCGAACAUGUCGCUCAGCAGCCAAAAGCCAAGAGGCAGAGAGUUCCCUUGACAGAGCAGACCUUUGUCAACCCCGAUGCCCAGCAGGAAAUGAUCGAGGUAAAGACCGAUGCCAAGGUCGCAACUCUACCCGCCAAAAACAAAAACAAAAACAUCGAGCCUCCUCCCGAGAGCCCCAGCCCAGUGCUGCGCAAGGAAUUGAAUGUUCGCGCGAAGAAGGCAAAGCAUGGCGACCGCGCCGCUAACAAAGGCGACGGAAGUCUUGUUUUGACAAGCACAAACGCAUACAGCGUCAGCAAGCUCCCAGCUCUACCUGACAGGAUUCGUACAGAUUGGUCAGCCUACCAAACUGCCGACAUCUUCUCCACAGGCUAUGCUCUUUCUCUCACCCAAACACACGCCCUUGUCUGGCCCUACACAUCGACAUCACAAUCACCCGAAACCUUUUCCUUCAACCUCCCAUCAACGUCCAAACCCAACGAUUCCCUUCCUGUAGGAUGCCUCGUAUCGCCGUCUGCGUCAUCCGCGGAACCUGGACUGGUUGUGGUCAUGGGAGGUAGUGGAAAAGUCGUCUAUUGGGAGUCAAUUGCCAGCGCGGCUACAUUUGUCUUCAUGAAGAAGGAUCGGACUGGAGUCGAGUACACUAUAUCGGGAAUGCAGACUGGGGAAAAGGUUGUGGCUAUCACGAACGCCGAAUCCGCCGGAUUCAUUCUCACCUUCAACUCUGGCCGCCUUGCCUACAUGAAUGUGCGUGACGGCCAAGGUCGCCCUGCCAUUUCUGUACAGUUUCUUCGCAACAGCCUGUCGCCCUCCACAGGUGGAAUCUUUGGCAGUAUUCGACAUGCUUUUCAACACUUGUCUCUCAAAGGAGAUGUUGCAGCUGUCCGUGCGGACCGAUCCUCGCGAACAGGCGAGAGAAACAUUGUGGCCCUCACCAGCAAAGGCCGACUGCAUGCAUGGAGAGUCCACCGCGGAGGCCAUAACGAGGUGAUCGGCGACGCAGACGUGCGUGAAAACAUCAUCGCCGCGCUCCAGGAGACCGAUCCCGCAUCCCAGGAAUACCCCCAUGAUUCUUUCGAGGCAGUUGAUUUUACUUACGUGCCAAAGGGCUUGGAAUCCAAGUACCUUGAGUUGAGUAGGCUCAGCGAGGCUAUGGCCACCGAUGAUUCCUCGGUACAACAUCUUCUGAUACUUGUCAGCCUGACUUUGCGAAGCACGGCUCGGUACGCCUUAGUUGAAGCUAUCCUGACGCCCCAAGGAUGCCAAAUAGGGAUGAUUCGUCCCAUUACCUCAUAUAGUGCACCAUCUUCACCCUCCGAUACCGCACGGCCACGUCUAUAUCUUCCUCGCCCUGCCCUGGUUGCUUUCGUCGUCUUCGAUCGCGCCACUGUCAUCGCAUCCAUUGCUGUCCCACCACAGUCUCCUGAGUCACAGCUCCAAACCGACAGUCACAUUUUACCUGCCGCUUUCGAAGAUGUUGUCGAUUUCCGCGAAGAUGAUGUACACGAAAUCAUCGGCUCAGGGUUUGAAGAAAGUUCGCCUGCCCUUAGCCAUGAAGAGCAUCGACUUCAUCGACCCAGGACGAAGAAUCCCGCUGUGGUUCUCAUGGUUCGAGGUGCCGGCGUAGUGCGAAUCGUGACAACUGACGUGGAUAAGUUUGCUAGUGACACGCCCCCGGAGGUUUCUGCGAAGAGCAAGAUCGAACAGUCCGUCUUCUACGGCGUUAAACAAGACAAUCCUCUGGCCUUCGACGGACGACAAGAAAUCAAAUUUUCCAACGAAGAAGUUGCCCAUGCUGCACUGGAAGUUAGCCACGAGAUCUUGAGCUCAAACACUCCUUUUAUCUCUACUCUCCCGGCUUCGCUAGAGGACAAUCUCCGAGCUCGGUCGACUGCACUUGAGAGAUUGAUAGCUCAGCUUAACAUUAUGGGGGCAGACCUCGAUCGCAAGACACGUUGGAGCUUGCUAUAUGAUGCCGAGAAGAUGCAUGUGGCUACAUUGCUCUGGAAACGACACGAAGCCUUCACUGCAUCACGACCAGCGAAUGCCAAGAAGAGCCUUAUUGGUUAUAUUGUUGAGUUCAUUCACCAAGAUGAUAAACACAACCCUGUUGCUGAGGCUGGCGAAGUUGAUCGAGUUCGAUACUGGUUUACACGGGAUGUUUUCCGUCUCGAGAUACUUGUAGCUUGGGCGUAUCAAGUCAUCAAGACGCUCUAUAGGGAGCAUUUGCUUGACGAGGCCAAGCUAACUGCCAUGCUCCACGAAGCCAUCCAAAUCAACACUUGCACGCAUGUCGCAGCGCUCGAUUUCCGAAAGAACAACUUAGGCGCUUAUGGUCUUGGUUUUGAAGAACUGCGCCUAGGUAUUCUUCGCGACGGAUACGACGACCUUCCCGAGCCAUGGACUGGUUCUCAUUUCGUUGCCAACAACAUUAAACGUCUGGUCGAUCUCGCAGAUCAAUGGUUGCUUAAGGAUCAAGAUGCAGGUGAACCGGCCAGGGCUUCAAAUCAGCAGGACUAUAAGGUGAGGUCCAAGAUUUUUGAAGAAAUGCCAACACUUGUCGAUGGGAUGCUCACUUCGGUUCUGGAAUAUGCCCGUUGGUCAGCAACGCGCCCUGAGCUGAAGACCAUGUCCCAGGAAUUUGCCAAGCUGUACAAGACGAGUUCAUUUGAGAAGCCCCUUGCCCUAGCGCGGUCAGGCAGGUGGGAAGAGGGAGCCUCUAUCGCUGAGAAGCACGAAUGUCUCCGUGCUCUCCCUAUGAUUUUGUUGGAUCAUAUACAAAUGCUCGAAGAUCGUCUUGCUGAGCCAGACUUGUCACUUGUUGACAGGCAAACCUUUAAACGACUGAGGGACAACAAGAAGGCCAAGCUGGAGAACAGCUUUUCCGUCUACGGCCAGUCAUUUGCAUUCCCGGCAUACGAGUUCCUGCUCCAAAAACACGGCGUUGAAGCUGUCCUGGAAUUUGAUCUCGACAAGUUGGGUUAUAAGACCCAGUUUCUGCGUAGCAAGCCUGAACUGGCGCGAAUAUCGUGGAUCAACGAUGUGCAGCAAGAGAAGGACGUCGGCCACAGCGCAGACACUCUCGUGACCCUCGCACUUACCAAGAACAGCAAGUGUGGAACAAGAAGAUUGAGUUUGAGUCUCGGAAAGCUUGCUCUUCUUGCUGAGCUCGAGGACAAGAAAACUGGAUUCGGGUGGCCUCAAGGUGAACGCUGA